Messenger RNA from Caenorhabditis elegans, 642 nucleotides. RefSeq names its product SCP domain-containing protein (gene Y51A2B.5). The coding region runs from base 4 to 570 and encodes 188 amino acids. The transcript has 3 exons. The record is from RefSeq and is marked reviewed. Lineage: Eukaryota; Metazoa; Nematoda; Chromadorea; Rhabditida; Rhabditidae.
AAAAUGGAGCUCCUGGUGCUUCUGCUGCUGACGUCAUCAGUUUUGGCGGCAAAUGUCGUUGACGAAGUGAAUCGCUUGCGUCAAGGAUUUGCGGCUUCAAAUGGAAUUCCUGACAUGUGGAAGUUGGUGGAAUCCGAGGAAAUGAUAAAAAUCGCAAAAACCUUCAGCACGGACUGCUCCAUCCACAAACCCGGCAAAAACUACCGCUAUUUCUACUUCCAUGGAAACGAUCAAGCUGGAAAAUUCGAGGGCUCACUGAUCGCGUUCAUCAACCAAAAUGAGCACACAAAUAUUCGACUUGUUAACCAAUUUUUCGGGAGUUACAUGCGAAAAACUGCAUUUUUUAUGGAUUUCCUUGAGCCGACGCAGAAGAAAAUCGGAUGCGUUCCUAUGAAUUGCAAGUUGACUGAUGUCUCGAAACAAUUCACUCCUGAAUAUAAGAUAUUGUGUGUUCUCGGUGACAGCCAACCAUCAAUGCCUCUGCCACUCCCAAAAUCCGACAAAAAGCCCGGCACCGAAUGCGGAUCGAAUGGACACGGCGAGGAUGGUCUUUGUGUGGAGAAUACAUAGAACGCUAGGAAAUUACAAAACAAAAAAAAGCAUUACUCACUCAAAAAUUGAAUAAAAAUAUUGUAAUUCAAU